AACUGUAAGACAGGUUGAUGGACUUGGAACCUUUCUUGUUUGUCCCCACCAUGUUUAUAAAGAACAACUGGAUCUUCUGAUGUGACAACAACCUUGGAUUGAAAAUCCUAUAGAUCAGUCUCCAAAGUACCAUCGAGAGAAUUUUUUAUUACUACACUCAUAUUGCGUAACAAUUUGUUUCAUAUUCUACCCUAUCAAAAGUUAUCGAGCAGUCGUCUUCAAUUAUUGUUGGAAGUGGGAUCGAAAAUUUGAUUCGUGUUAAAUAGAACUUUGUACACAUAUACAAAUAAAACAUCAUGAAUUCAAUUAUUAAAAACAUUUCUCCCAAGAUACUGAGAAAAAUAAUGCAAAGUUCACAGAUGCAUUUAACAGCAUCUUUAAGUCAAUGUCCCGGACCUUUGACCCAAUACACGGACGAUGAAGUUAUGAUGAGGGAUUCAGUUGCGAAAUUAAGUAAAGAACAAAUUGAACCACUUGUGAAGAAAAUGGAAAAGGAAGGAAAACUUGAUGAUAAACUUGUUAAAACUCUAUUUGAAAAUGGGUUAAUGGGAAUGCAAGUGCCAGCGGAAUAUGGAGGCACUGAAAGUACAUUUAUGUCAACAAUUUUAGCAGUCGAGGAAUUAGCAAAAGUUGAUGGAUCUGUUGCCGCAUUUGUUGAUAUUCACAAUACUCUAGUCAAUUCAUUAGUUAUAAAAGUAGCUUCACAUGAACAAAAAGUUAAAUAUUUAACGAGAUUAGCUCAAACAGAUGUUGGCAGUUUUUGUUUGACAGAACCCAGUUCAGGAUCAGAUGCAUUUUCUCUUAAGACUGUUGCAAAAAAAGAUGGAAACAAUUAUAUUAUUAAUGGAUCAAAAAUGUGGAUUUCAAAUUCUGAUGUCGCUGGAAUUUUUGUUGUAUUUGCCAAUGCAAAUCCAUCAGAUGGAUACAGAGGAAUCACUGCCUUUAUAAUGGACAGAAAUUCGCCAGGUGUGACUGUCGCCAAACCUGAAGAUAAAUUGGGUAUAAAAGCAUCAGGAACUUGUAUGGUUCAUUUUGAAAAUGUCAAAGUUCCAGAAGAAAAUAUAUUAGGAGAAUUCGGAAAAGGAUAUAAAUAUGCAGCGGGAUUUUUAAAUGAAGGUAGAAUUGGAAUUGGAGCACAAAUGAUUGGAAUUGCACAGGGUUGUUUGGAUGCAACAAUUCCUUAUACAUUGGAACGAAAACAAUUUGGAAAUGAUAUUUUUUCAUUUCAGUCGAUGCAACAUCAAAUCGCACAGGUCGCAACAGAAUUAGAAAGUGCAAGAUUAUUAGUUUAUAAUGCUGCAAGAAUGGUUGAUGCAAAUCAAGAUGUUAUGAAAGAAGCAGCGAUGGCAAAAUUAUUUUCAUCAGAAACUGCACUGAAAGUGACAGCAAAAUGUAUUGACUUUAUGGGUGGUGUUGGAUUUACAACAGAUUUCCCUCAGGAAAAAUUCUUUAGAGAUUGUAAAAUUGGAACAAUUUAUGAAGGCACAAGUAAUAUGCAAUUAUCAACUAUUGCCAAAUGUAUCCGAAAACAAUAUUCGUAAUUAAUUUUUUCUAAAUUACGAUAAUUAUAUAAUUAAAAUUCCUGAAAAAUUAAUAUUUUUUGGGAAAUUAUAUGAGCCAUUAAACAAAAGUAUUAUUAAAAUA
Messenger RNA from Leptopilina boulardi, 1644 nucleotides. Its product is annotated as short/branched chain specific acyl-CoA dehydrogenase, mitochondrial. Gene Ontology annotation, cellular component: mitochondrion. Bases 297 to 1541 code for a protein of 414 amino acids. Gene Ontology annotation, molecular function: acyl-CoA dehydrogenase activity; flavin adenine dinucleotide binding. Lineage: Eukaryota; Metazoa; Arthropoda; Insecta; Hymenoptera; Figitidae. The record is from RefSeq and is a predicted model, not a curated record. The transcript has 10 exons.